AUGGGCUCCUCAUCUUCAAAGCCCGCGCGCAAGCUGGCAGAUACAGCUCAAUCAGCCGUGCGCUCUUCAGGAGGGUCUUCCAGGGCAGGCUUACCUCCAAAUGCCAGCCCCAGCCCCAGCGCCAAUGCCAAACCGAGCGCGUCUCGCUCUUCGCACCCUUCCAGCGACGCAGACGCAUCAUCAGCUUCAGCUUCGGCCUUUAACAUCAGCCGAGCUUCGCCUUCACUCACAUCCGAUCCGUCCAAAGCUGCCAGACCCACAGCAGGCCCUCGAGAUGGCGCAGCUGGUCUGAAUCAGAAGUUCAGCGAGAGCAAGACGGACGCGAUCAGGGAAGAUGCUAGGGAUCCUCACUUGAUCGCUAAUUUGGCAAGCUUGGGACCUGCAAAGGUCAAGAGGAACAGGUUGACCUACAGACCCAAUGAUCAAAUGCUUGGCAUCUUGCAAGCUCGACAGAAGCGGGAGCAACAGGAAGCGCAAAGCGCAACAGAUUCCACCUCCAACAGCGGCGUUGCGGGAGCUCAAAACAGCUCGAACCACAUGUCUGCCAAUUCCAUCUCGACGCUUUUGGAUGCGCGCAAGAGCUGUCGUUCAGCAGAGGAUGUGCGAGCUCUUGCUCACGGGUACAAUAUAGAUGUGCAAGUGUUGGAGAAUCUGGCUAGAUGGGUCACCAGUCCUAGCGUGGUGCCCAGACCCACCAAGAAGGUUCAUGAGGGAGAUGACGAAACACCGUUGGCUGAUGCAGUUUGGACGGAACCUGCUCUUUCCAUUGGUGCUUUGGAGCGGCCAAAGACGUGA
Ceraceosorus guamensis is the source of this 795-nucleotide messenger RNA. RefSeq lists its product as hypothetical. The record is from RefSeq and is a predicted model, not a curated record. The coding region runs from base 1 to 795 and encodes 264 amino acids. NCBI's taxonomy places the organism in Eukaryota, Fungi, Basidiomycota, Exobasidiomycetes, Ceraceosorales, Ceraceosoraceae. The transcript is spliced from 3 exons.